This is a messenger RNA of Juglans microcarpa x Juglans regia, 1651 nucleotides long. Its product is annotated as probable protein phosphatase 2C 42. Gene Ontology annotation, molecular function: cation binding; protein serine/threonine phosphatase activity. Lineage: Eukaryota; Viridiplantae; Streptophyta; Magnoliopsida; Fagales; Juglandaceae. The record is from RefSeq and is a predicted model, not a curated record. Gene Ontology annotation, biological process: protein dephosphorylation.
CCCUGUUCCUCUACCACCCAACAUACCCCCCCUAACCUACGCACCCUCCCCCUUCGACCCCGGCCCCCGCCUCCACCCCAUCUAUAAGACUAGGGUUUCCUAUCUCUCUCCACCCUUUAAACUUGGAGGACCAUUUUUCAGGCGAAGACUGACAAAAGAAAAAAAAAACUUUCAAGAAGAAGAAGAAGAAGAAGAAGAAGAAGAGGGUGGUUUGAGGGUCCGGAAUAGGGUUAGGGUUUUUGAGAGAUGUGGGAUGCUUCAGGCAUUGAUGAAUCUUAUCUCUCUGUGCUGGAAGCCAUUCGGCGGUCAGGACGGCGGUGAGAAAUUAGAUUCCUUCGCUGUAAUCGGUAGCCAUUGUAACGGCGGAGGAAGAGAAGGCAGGGAUGGGUUGCUUUGGUUCCGCGACAUGGGCAAGUUCGCGGCCGGGGAUUUCUCCAUGGCCGUGGUCCAGGCCAACCAGGUACUCGAGGACCAGAGCCAGAUCGAGUCUGGAUCCUUCGGGACCUUCGUCGGCGUCUUCGACGGCCACGGUGGCCCCGACGCAGCUCGCUACGUUUGUGACAACUUGUUCAGGCAUUUCCAAGCAAUAUCGGCUGAGGGGGGAGUUGUGACAACUGAUACCAUUCAAAGGGCUUUCCGUGAAACAGAGGAAGGGUUUAGUGCUCUUGUUUCACAGUUAUGGAGUACUCGGCCCAGCAUAGCAACAGUUGGUUCAUGCUGUCUAGUUGGAGUUAUAUUUCAGCGGACUCUCUUCAUUGCAAGCCUGGGAGAUUCACGUGUUGUUUUAGGUAAGAAAGUGGGUAACACUGGAGGAAUGGCCGCCAUACAGUUAUCGACGGAACAUAAUGCAAAUUUGGAGGCUGUCAGGCAGGAGCUUAGGGAGUUGCACCCUAAUGAUCCUCAAAUCGUUAUUCUCAGGCAUGGAGUUUGGAGAGUAAAAGGCAUUAUCCAGGUUUCUAGAUCCAUAGGUGACGUAUAUAUGAAAGAUGCACAGUUUAACAGGGAACCUAUUGAUGCAAAAUUCAGACUUCCUGAACCAAUGAAUAUGCCAAUCUUGAGUGCUGUCCCAACUAUUAUUUCUCAUCAUCUCCAUCCAAAUGAUUCUUUCCUUAUAUUUGCAUCUGAUGGUCUAUGGGAACACUUGAGUAAUGAGAAGGCUGUGGAUAUUGUUCACAGUCAUCCACAAGCAGGAAUUGCCAAAAGGCUUGUCAAGGCUGCCCUACAAGAAGCAGCAAGGAAACGUGAAAUGAGAUAUUCAGAUCUUCGUAAAAUAGACAAGAAGGUUCGGCGCCAUUUUCAUGACGAUAUCACUGUUAUUGUUUUGUUCUUAAACCAUGACCUUAUAUCCAGCGGCAUGGUGCAAGUACCCCCGAUCUCAAUCCGAAGUGCUCUUGAACACUGAUAAUUGAGGAAAGCAGGCAUGUUUCCUCGAGUACUCUGAUUUUGGCCAGCAUUCAUAAAGCCACACUAGCCCUGCAAGGCAUGUUAUGAUGCAUGUCUUCAGAACAGCUCUGACAAAGCAUUCGCAUUGCAGGGAUACCGAUAGAGAUUAAUAUAUAUAUCUGAAGAGGCUUAUAAUUUGUAUAAUGUUGUGAGAAAUGACUUUGAUUUCUACAAAUUCCAUGGUAUAUACCCUGAUAUAUUUGUUAAA